AGAGUGAGAACAACUGAUUGAAUUCUGUCGUGCACUCGUUUAUUUCAUUGCUAACCAUUUUUAGGUAGGGCCUCUUAGUUAAUUUAAGCGUGGAGAUAAUAUUGUUAAAGUGCUUUCUAAGCGCUUUUCCGGCUUAUUUAGUCACCCAGUAGCGCGCGUGCCUGUGUGAGUGACGUCAUAGUCCUUGGUAACCUCCGCGGCGGCGUCUCAACGACACAAGACAACAAGAUGGGAUUGCUGUCAAUCCUGCGCAAACUGAAGAGCACACCGGACCAGGAGGUGAGGAUACUGCUGCUGGGGCUGGACAACGGCGGAAAGACCACCCUGCUCAAGCAGCUGGCCUCCGAGGACAUCAGCCACAUCACUCCCACCCAGGGCUUCAACAUCAAAAGCGUACAGUCGCAAGGCUUUAAGCUCAACGUGUGGGACAUCGGCGGCCAGAGGAAGAUCAGGCCCUACUGGAGGAACUACUUUGAAAACACUGACGUGCUCAUUUACGUCAUUGACAGCGCUGACAGGAAGAGAUUUGAGGAGACGGGGCAGGAGCUGGCUGAGCUGCUGGAUGAGGAGAAGCUGAGCGGCGUACCCGUGCUGAUAUUUGCCAACAAGCAGGACCUACUGACGGCAGCGCCGGCAUCCGAGAUCGCCGAGGGACUCAACCUCCACACCAUCCGCGAUCGCAUCUGGCAAAUCCAAUCAUGCUCCGCCCUCACCGGCGAGGGCAUCCAGGAGGGCAUGAACUGGGUGUGCAAGAGCGUCAACUCCAAGAAGAAGUAGCUUGGCUUUUCAGUCAUCUUUUCCUCAAGAGGGGAGGGACGUGCGACGACGCCUCCUGAGCCUUAAAACACUCCGGGGUACACUUGUGAAUGUACACGCACGCACACUACUAAUCCAAAAUGGAGGUUUUGACAUAACUGCUGGCAGGCAGGAGUGAAGUAGAGUGUAUCCCAAACCCACUAUAGAAUGAUUCUGUACAUGUUAUGUAUAAAAAGAAGCGUGCAGAAUUAGGAGUUUUUAAAUCCACUGUAAAUAGCGUGGGACAUCGUCCCCCAUUGCCCCGCCCCCACAGCGUUGGUAUGUUUUAUGCACAUUACUUUGCUUUUUUUGUAGUCCCCUUAGCACUUCUUGCAACACUUUUUCAGGUUAGAUUGCUUUUGAUAUUCCCGAAUGUGAUCUGUGCAGAAGUGAAAUUACUGUAUGUGAAUAAAAGAAGAAAUAA
Molecule: messenger RNA, 1219 nt
Organism: Hippocampus zosterae (dwarf seahorse)
Lineage: Eukaryota; Metazoa; Chordata; Actinopteri; Syngnathiformes; Syngnathidae
Gene: arl3b
Product: ADP ribosylation factor like GTPase 3b
Exons: 6
Coding region: 229-777 (182 amino acids)
Biological process (GO): cilium assembly
Cellular component (GO): cytoplasm; microtubule cytoskeleton
Molecular function (GO): GTPase activity; GTP binding
Source: RefSeq, a predicted model, not a curated record